AUGGAGGUUCUCCUUAAAUGGAAGGCCAGCCUUCAUAGUAACAAUUCCCAGCUACUACUCCCUUCAUGGACGAAAUUGGCAAACGGAAGCAGCAGCCACAAUCCAUGCAAUUGGGAGGGAAUUACUUGCAAUGACGCAGCUGGUUUCAUCACCAUAAUAAACCUCGGCAGCAUGGAUUUGCAAGGUACCCUCCAUGACUUCAACUUCUCAUCCUUCCCUAAUCUGCUCUAUCUUGAUCUCAGUAGCAAUUCUCUUUUUGAUACCCUCCUUGUCACCAUUGCCAACCUUUCCCAACUCACCCACCUCUAUCUCAUCGCUAACAAUUUCAAUGGCUCAAUCCCUGCUGAUUUCGGUGCUUUGAAAAACCUUGUUGUUCUAGAUCUCGGUGCAAAUCAACUUUCUGGUUCGAUACCUUCCACCAUUGGAGGCUUGAACGAUCUUACUCAGUUGGUUCUGUACUCGAACCAAAUAAGUGGAUCAAUUCCCAUGGAGAUAGGAAACCUGACGAACAUCAAUGUCUUGAUGGUCCAAAAUAACAAUCUAAUAGGUUCUAUCCCUUCCAAUCUGGGCAACUUGAACAAUCUCACUUUUUUGUGGUUGUUCAAUAAUCUGUUAUCUGGAUCCAUUCCACCUGAAUUUGGGAGGUUGGAUUCUCUUGUUCGGCUUGAUUUGUCCAUAAACUAUUUGACAGGUUCAAUACCUGCUUCUUUUGGAAAUUUGGGGAAGCUAAACUACUUGUACCUCUAUUCAAAUUCACUCUCUGGUUCCAUUCCCAUGGAAAUUGGAAACCUGACCAAUCUCUAUGACCUACAGUUGGUGUAUAACUUUUUGACAGAUUCUAUCCCUCCAGAAAUUGGAAACUUGAGAUAUCUUGGCCGACUUUAUUUAAGUAGAAAUAAUCUCAGUGGUUCAACUCCUGCUUCUUUUGGAAACAUGAGAUCUUUUGGAAACAUGAGAUCUCUAUCUGUACUUGAUUUGUCCAAGAAUAGUCUCACUGAUCAACUUCCUACUUCUCUUGGAAAUUUGCGCAAUCUAAAAGGAAACCUAAAAAUCUCAGAAAACAAGAUUUUUGGUCGAAUACCACCUGAGCUUGGAAACUCAUCAACUCAGCUGCAAGGAAUUGAUCUUUCUUCUAAUUUCCUCCUAGGCCCAAUUCCAAGAGAAUUGGGGAAACUUAGCUCUUUGCUGAUACUAAAGUUGAACGAUAACCAACUCUCGGGCACCAUCCCUGAGGAUGUGGGAUUGUUCUCCCAACUUCAGCAACUUGACCUCUCAAUGAACAAUCUAAGAGGAUCAGUUCCAAAACAAUUAGGGAAAUGCAAGAACCUGCUUUACUUAAAUUUGAGCAAGAAUAGAUUCAACGGAAGCAUUCCAGGUGAAAUUGGUAAAUUAGUUUCCCUACCGAUCCUACUUGACCUUAGUGAUAACUUGUUCACUGGAGAGAUCCCUCGGCAGCUUGGAAGCUUGGACAAGCUAACAAUUUUGAAUCUCUCUCAUAAUAAGCUGUUUGGUUCCAUUCCAUAUACUUUCUCUCAAAUGCUCAGCUUGAUUACCAUCGAUGUAUCCUACAACGAGUUAGAGGGUCCUCUACCUGAUACUAAAGCCUUUCAAAAUACUUCAAUGGAAGCUUUCAUUCACAACAAAGAUUUGUGCGGCAAUGUCACACGUUUGCGACCUUGCAUUUCUCCAUCAACCGAAAAGCAAACCCCAAAACAGAGCCACAAAACAAUGAUUCCUAUCAUAUCUCUCAUAGCAGUAUUGUUGUUUCUUCUAUUAGCAUUCCUUGGGGGGACAUUUUUAUUUUUUGGCCAAAGAAUGAGAUGCAUAAAUGAGGAGGACCCAAUUACAAACCAACAACGAAGGGACAUGUUUACAAUAUGGAAUUAUGAUGGGAGGAUAGCAUACCAAGACAUCAUUGAAGCAACUGAACAAUUUGAUCCCAAGUAUUGCAUUGGUGUGGGAGGACAUGGAAGUGUUUAUAAAGCAGAGUUGUCAACGGGUCAAUUGGUAGCUGUUAAGAAGAUCAACUCUUCUUCAGAUGACGACGAGAUUUCUGAUCAACAAACUUUCAGAAGUGAAAUUCUUAUGAUGACGGAAGUGCGACAUCGAAAUAUCGUGAAGUUAAAUGGUUUCUGA
This is a messenger RNA of Telopea speciosissima, 2136 nucleotides long. RefSeq names its product MDIS1-interacting receptor like kinase 2-like. NCBI's taxonomy places the organism in Eukaryota, Viridiplantae, Streptophyta, Magnoliopsida, Proteales, Proteaceae. Gene Ontology annotation, cellular component: plasma membrane. The transcript is spliced from 2 exons. Gene Ontology annotation, biological process: protein phosphorylation; hormone-mediated signaling pathway. Gene Ontology annotation, molecular function: protein binding; protein kinase activity; ATP binding. The coding region runs from base 1 to 2136 and encodes 711 amino acids. The record is from RefSeq and is a predicted model, not a curated record.